Messenger RNA from Lycium ferocissimum, 2748 nucleotides. Its product is annotated as exocyst complex component SEC15B. The coding region runs from base 105 to 2495 and encodes 796 amino acids. Gene Ontology annotation, cellular component: exocyst; membrane. The record is from RefSeq and is a predicted model, not a curated record. The transcript has a single exon. NCBI's taxonomy places the organism in Eukaryota, Viridiplantae, Streptophyta, Magnoliopsida, Solanales, Solanaceae. Gene Ontology annotation, biological process: intracellular protein transport; exocytosis; Golgi to plasma membrane transport.
UAACACUGCCUCCCCGUCAAACAAUUUUCUCCAUCUUCAUUUCCUCUUUCCUACAUCCCCUCCGUCAAAUCUAGCAGUUAUCUAUUUUAACGGCUCCGUCACCAAUGAACACGUCAAAGAUGCGCCGGAAAGUCGUCCCGGCGGUAGAAACCGCCGAUUCCGGCGACAAACUUGACCAACUUCUCCUUUCCGCCGCUAUCUGUAACGGCGAAGACGUUGCCCCUUUUGUCCGCAAGGCAUUCGCUUCUGGUAAACCUGAAACAGUCCUUCAUCACCUCCGUCACUUCACGAAAUCCAAAGAAUCUGAAAUCGAAGAUGUUUGUAGAGCACAUUAUGAAGACUUCAUCACAGCCGUUGAUGAUCUCCGAUCUCUUCUCUCCGACGUUGAUUCACUCAAAUCAUCUCUCUCAAACUCAAACUCUCAACUUCAAUCUGUCGCUAUACCUUUGUUAUCCACUCUCGAUUCAUUCGUUGAAGCUAGAAAUAAGUGUAAAAACAUCACUCUUGCUAUACAAUCUCUUCGUACUUGUGUUAACAUAAUGGAGCUUUGUUCUAGAUCAAAUCGUCAUCUUAAAGAGAACAAUUUCUACAUGGCGUUGAAGUGUGUUGACUCAAUUGAACAAGAUUUUACUAACAAAAUACCGUCUUCAACUCUUAAACGAAUGCUUGAGAAACAGAUCCCUGAGAUUCGUUCACAUAUUGAAAGGAAAAUCAACAAAGAGUUUGGUGAUUGGCUUGUUGAGAUCCGUGUUGUUAGUCGUAAUUUAGGUCAACUAGCUAUUGGACAAGCAUCAGCUUCAAGACAAAGAGAAGAAGAACUUAGAAUUAAACAAAGACAAGCUGAAGAACAAAGUAGAUUAAGUUUAAGGGAUUGUGUUUAUGCACUUGAAGAAGAAGAUGAUGAUGGAUUUAAUGGGAUUAAUGAUGAUGGUAAUGGGAUGUUAGGGUUUGAUUUAACGCCGUUAUAUAGGGCUUAUCAUAUAAAUCAAACACUAGGACUUGAGGAAAGAUUCAAGCAGUAUUAUUUCGAGAAUAGGAAGCUUCAAUUGACUUCGGAUUUUCAGGUAUCAUCGAUGACGCCUUUUUUAGAAUCUCAUCAGACGUUUUUCGCGCAAAUUGCUGGUUUUUUCAUCGUGGAAGAUCGAGUUUUGAGGACUGGUGGUGGGUUGGUUUCGAAAAUGGAAGUUGAGAAUUUAUGGGAUACUGCUAUGAGUAAAAUGUGUUCUGUUUUGGAAGAUCAGUUUUCGAGAAUGCAAACUGCGAAUCAUUUGUUGUUAAUUAAGGAUUAUGUGAGUUUGCUUGGUGUUACGUUGCGUAGAUAUGGAUACCCUGUGGAGGCUUUGCUUGAUGUGUUGAGUAAGCAUAGGGAUAAGUAUCAUGAGCUCCUUUUAUCUGAUUGUCGAAAACAGAUAACUGAGGCUCUCGCUGCGGAUAAAUUUGAGCAAAUGUAUAUGAAAAAGGAAUAUGAGUAUAACAUGAAUGUGUUGUCGUUUCAGUUACAGACGUCGAAUAUUAUGCCUGCAUUUCCUUAUGUUGCGCCGUUUUCGUGUACAGUGCCUGAUUGCUGUAGGAUUGUACGGUCGUUUAUUGAGGAUUCGGUUAGUUUCAUGUCACAUGGUGGUCAGCUUGAUUUCUAUGAUGUGGUGAAGAAGUACCUGGAUCGGCUUUUGAAUGAAGUCCUGGAUGGAGCUUUGUUGAAGCUCAUUAAUACGUCUAUCGGUGGUGUUAACCAAGCAAUGCAGAUGGCGGCUAAUAUGGCUGUGUUUGAACGUGCUUGUGAUUUCUUCUUUCGUCAUGCUGCACAGCUUUCGGGGAUACCAUUGAGAAUGGCAGAGAGGGGGAGGAGACUGUUUCCUUUGAUUAAAGCGCGUGAUGCUGCUGAAGAGAUGCUUUCAAGUCUGCUUAAGCAAAAGGUUGAUGGGUUCCUUUUGUUGAUUGAGAAUGUGAAUUGGAUAAUCGAUGAUCCUCCACAAGGUGGAAAUGAAUAUGUGCAUGAGGUGAUUAUUUUUCUUGAAACGCUAGUUUCUACAGCACAGCAGAUAUUGCCUGUUCAAGUUCUCAAGAGAGUUUUGCAAGAUGUUCUCUUUCAUAUAUCAGAGAUGAUUGUUGGGGCUUUACUAGCGGAAAACGUUAAAAGGUUUAACGUGAAUGCUGUUAUGGGUCUUGAUGUCGAUAUCCGAAUGUUGGAAUCAUUUGCUGAAAACCAAGCUCCUCUCUUAUCUGAGGCAGAUGCUAGUCAGUUGAAAGCGUCAUUGGCCGAGUCCAGGCAGUUGGUUAAUCUACUCUUGAGCAAUCAUCCAGAAAAUUUCCUGAAUCCAGUUAUUAGAGAGCGAAGUUAUAAUGCUUUGGACUACCGCAAAGUUGGGACUAUCUCAGAAAAGAUGAAGGAUCAAUCUGACAGGCUUUUUGGGUCCUUUGGCACAAGGGGAUCUAAGCAGAACACUAAGAAGAAAUCUCUUGAUGCAUUGAUAAAAAGAUUGAAGGAUGUUAACUGAGUCAGCAAAUCUCUGUAUGUUAUGUUCCUUGGGAGAUCUCCAUAUUGUAGUUGUGUUGAUUACUUGUUGGUAUCAUAUCUAGCUUCCUUUACUGCAAAUUGCUUUCCAUUUUCACUUUUGUUACUUCCAUAGUUCCACAUGAUUGCUGUAUUAUUCUUCAGAGCAUAUUCUUUUCCUUUUUUGUGGUCAUAUUCUUUUGCAACUCAGAUAUAGUCUGUUUUUCUCAUGUAGUAGUAAUUUCUUGCAUUGUUUA